UUUUCUUUUAAAAAAACGUAUAUAUUCAUUGUUGCUGAUCUGAGAGUCAAUGAACUAGUUAAAUACUUUUUAUAAUGGCUCCUUCAUCUACGGGGCGAAGCUCAUGGAGCCAUCUCACUUCGGCCUUCAGCUCUUGCUCUUAGCAUUCACCAUGACUGGUUGCUAUAUUUAGGCAGCAGCAAUUGGGCUUCCCCGGAUCUCGAUAUAAAACAUGGUUGAAUGCCCACAUUGACAGAAUGCUUCGUUCCAGUUGCAUGAUUCGGCGGUUCCCUUUAUUCUUUCAAAGUUAUAUCACUAUGUCAGCUUCAAACACAUUCAAGCUCCCGGAGGGCUUUCUCUCCGGGCCGGCGCCAGAACUCACGAGGACCGAUGUUGAUUGGGUCAAAGGUGGGCUGCCUGAGUACCAACGCCAUUGGGCAGUAGUACUCGACGGUGUGCUCACGGAAGAAGAGUGUGAUCAAAUGGUAGCUGCCGCAGAAGCCAAAACCGACUCAAAAUGGGAGAGAGCCAUGGUCAAUAUUGGAGGUGGUAGGCAGGCUUUAUAUGAAGAAACUCGUAACUGUGGGCGAAUAAUUUGGGAUGACAGUGACAUUGUGGCCAAACUUUGGACAAGAAUCCAAGAUGCCGUUCCGGACAUCCAUCAAUUGAAGAACUGGCCAAAUGUCACCGGCAAUGGCCCAUCUAUGCGCCACGAAACCUGGACGGUGACGAGACUUAAUGAGAGAAUGAGGUUUCUGAAGUACACAGGCGGCGAAUAUUUCAAAGCACAUCAAGACGGAACCUACGAAACACCUGAUCGAAAAGAGCGCUCGUACUUCACGCUGCAUCUCUAUCUGAACGAUCCCGUGGGCAAGGUUGAUCAAAAGCCACUCAAAGGUGGUGCUACUACGUUCCACUCGUACGGCAUGGAUCGACAGAUUGAUGUUGUUCCAAAAGCCGGUAGAGUGCUAUUAUUCCAACACCGCUUCCUAUUACACUCAGGCGAAGAUGUCGUGAGUGGCACGAAGCUGACCAUGCGAACGGACAUCAUGUUUAAAAAAGAGGAUAAACAUUGACGUCCUCACAAAACUAGACACCAAAGAUGCUAGGUUGGAGCGUUCAAUGUGCGAGAUAUAUACCUGCUUGUGUAUUUAUAACAAAAUUAGUAGUAUCCUGUCAAUUUGCAUUCGAGUGCGUAUAACUUACAAUAUCAAAAGAAU
Messenger RNA from Aaosphaeria arxii CBS 175.79, 1199 nucleotides. Its product is annotated as oxidoreductase domain-containing protein. NCBI's taxonomy places the organism in Eukaryota, Fungi, Ascomycota, Dothideomycetes, Pleosporales. Gene Ontology annotation, molecular function: procollagen-proline 4-dioxygenase activity; iron ion binding; L-ascorbic acid binding. Gene Ontology annotation, cellular component: endoplasmic reticulum. The record is from RefSeq and is a predicted model, not a curated record. Bases 297 to 1055 code for a protein of 252 amino acids. Gene Ontology annotation, biological process: peptidyl-proline hydroxylation to 4-hydroxy-L-proline. The transcript has 2 exons.